AUGACGGUGCACGCGUGGCACGCGGCGCGCGUGAGCCGCGCUCCAGCGCCCAACUCACUGCUGCGGUGCCCGCGCGCCGCUCGCCGGCCCUUGGUCGCGCGUGCCGGCGCGGAAGGAGGAUGGGAGCGGCCUGCAGAUCUACCAGACCCCGUCGACACGAGGUUCGACCAGCACACCAAGCCCUGGCACUUCGGGUUCCAGCUCAACGAGAGGUACCUGGAGUGGGACGCGAGCGCCGGCCGCCAGCUGCUCCGCAUGGUCGUUUCGCAGCGGCUCGAGCGCGACCUCGCCACCGUUGACGCGCAGCUCCGCACCCUCGCCGCCCUGCUGCCGUCGCUGGCGUCGCGCCUCGAGAACAUGAAGGCCGACCUCGUCUGCGACCUCCUCAGGGACCCCGACGCCACGGCCGACGCCCUCCUCGCCAUCAAGCAGGAGCUCCCGGGCUGCGACGUCGACUCCCUCGUCGCGCGGCUCCCCGCCGCGGCGACCCGCCUCGGCGCCGACGGCGUCCGCGACCGCGUGCAGGCGUGGCGUGACGCGCUGCCCGACACCGACAUCCCCGCGCUCGUCGCGAAGGAGCCCCGCCUUCUCAACGUCACCGACAUUCCGGCGUUAUUCGAGGAGAUCGCGCGGCUGAUGCCGGGAAGCGAGCCUGCCGAGGUUCUGGUGACGUCGCCGGGGCUCGUGUUGCCCAUGGAGGUCAGCGGGCUGGAGUCGAGCGCGGAGCGCGGGGAAGACCAUCUGAAGUCGUGA
Molecule: messenger RNA, 753 nt
Organism: Pedinophyceae sp. YPF-701
Lineage: Eukaryota; Viridiplantae; Chlorophyta; Pedinophyceae
Source: the annotation of a GenBank genome assembly